UUUCUGUGGAGCCAUGGUUUAACUUCAUACUAAUUCCAGUUCAACGAAUGGUGUUUCUGAUUUAGUAUAUAAGGGACGAACUCAGUUAAUCAAAGCAUCAGUUGUCUCGUUGCAUCAGUCCUUCUUUACAGCUCCAAAAUGAAGAUCACAAUCAUCGCCGUACUCUUCACCAUUGCUGCGGUUCAAAGUUACCAGCAACAGUCUUACAGAACAAUUGAAUACAAUUCACCUAUGCCUUACAGCUUCGCUUGGGAUGUUAAUGACUAUGCCUCCAAGAACAAUUACGCCCAUUCGGAAAGCAGUAACGGCAAUGCAGUCACCGGCUCUUAUCGUGUCGCCCUCCCCGACGGCCGCACUCAAUAUGUUACAUACCGAGCUGACCACAACGGAUACGUCGCUGACGUGAAGUACGAAGGAGAAGCCCAAUAUCCUGAAUACAGGCCAACAUCAUCGCAUUAUUACCCCGCCUACCAAGCUCCUGCUCCAUCCUACUCCGCGCCUGCCUACAGAGCUCCAGCCUAUUCGACUUAUAGCGCUUCGUCCUACGCUGCACCUGCAACUGCUCCAGCGAAAAGAGGUUAUGUUGCUGCGCCAGGUUAUUCGCAGUCUGGACCAUUAUACCGAGGAUAAAUUCCUAAAUUUUACCAGUUUUACGCUGAAUUUGUAACUGUAAGAUAUAAUGCUUAUAAUAGUUAAUUCGCUAAACGCUUUGGUGAUUAAAAUUCUAUACGACAAAAUGUAUAAGGAAAAUAUUUAACAUAGAGUCAAAGGUUGUCUCUCGUUUGUGUUACCAUUCGAAAUAAAAUGUAUGUAGGCUAUUUAA
Daphnia magna is the source of this 823-nucleotide messenger RNA. RefSeq names its product cuticle protein 19.8-like. Gene Ontology annotation, cellular component: extracellular matrix. Lineage: Eukaryota; Metazoa; Arthropoda; Branchiopoda; Diplostraca; Daphniidae. The transcript is spliced from 3 exons. The record is from RefSeq and is a predicted model, not a curated record. Bases 139 to 630 code for a protein of 163 amino acids.